This is a messenger RNA of Seriola dumerili (greater amberjack), 1695 nucleotides long. It is a transcript of the gene hacd1, whose product is annotated as 3-hydroxyacyl-CoA dehydratase 1. Gene Ontology annotation, biological process: very long-chain fatty acid biosynthetic process; sphingolipid biosynthetic process; fatty acid elongation. The record is from RefSeq and is a predicted model, not a curated record. The coding region runs from base 197 to 925 and encodes 242 amino acids. Lineage: Eukaryota; Metazoa; Chordata; Actinopteri; Carangiformes; Carangidae. Gene Ontology annotation, cellular component: endoplasmic reticulum membrane. Gene Ontology annotation, molecular function: 3-hydroxyacyl-CoA dehydratase activity. The transcript is spliced from 7 exons.
GUUUAAAGUCUUAUAUCACAAAGGGACUUUUAUUUCACCAGAUCCACCGGCAGGCCACGCACUUGUUGCAGCACUAGUCCCGCGAGAGAGGGGGGAUCCGUGGGCGGAUAGAUGGAUGGAUGACCCUGCUGCUCCCCUCCCAACCAGCCCCAGCUGUCAGCUCCCUUCCUGACUUCCCCACCCUGCCCCCGGUACCAUGGCGUCCAGCGAGGAGGACGGCGCGGUUGAGGAGAAGGAAAACAACAACAAGAAGAAAACGAAAAGCGCCCUCGCUACCGCAUGGCUCACUUUCUACAACAUCGCCAUGACCGCCGGGUGGCUGGUUUUGGCCAUUGCAAUGAUGCGCUUCUACAUCCAAAAAGGCACACACAAGGGUCUGUACAGAAGUAUAGCAAGGACACUCAAGUUUUUCCAGACCUUUGCAUUAGUUGAGGUGGGACAUUGUGCAAUCGGAAUCGUGAGGACUUCUGUGAUUGUUACCGGGGUUCAAGUGUGUUCACGGAUUUUCAUGGUUUGGUUCAUCACCAACGGCAUCAGACAGAUCCAGAAUGAAGAAAGCGUAAUCCUAUUCCUGGUUGUGUGGACGAUGACAGAGAUUACCAGAUAUUCCUACUACACAUUCAACCUGCUCAACCACCUGCCGUACUUCAUCAAAUGGGCCAGAUACAACCUCUUCAUCAUCUUGUACCCGCUGGGAGUCGUUGGAGAGCUGCUGACCAUUUAUGCUGCUCUACCGUUUGUACGCAGAUCUGGAAUGUACUCCAUGAGGCUUCCCAACAAAUAUAACGUGUCGUUUGACUACUACUACUGCCUCAUCAUCGUCAUGCUGUCCUACAUCCCAUUGUUUCCUCAGCUCUACUUCCACAUGCUGCGGCAGAGGAGAAAGGUGCUUCACGGGGAGGUCAUAGUGGAGAAAGAUGACUAGACAAAGCACCACCUCAUGCCUCUGUUUGAGCCAGCCUGCACCCCCCCACCCCCCGACACACACACCCUUCACCAUCCCCACCCCCACCCCUCCGCUUCAUCUUCAUCUCCAUCUCCAUCUCAUCUUUAGCACCAUCAGCUGUUCCAUUCUUCAUUGCACAGGACAGGAAGGGCCACACAGAUGACGACCUGUCUGAUGAGAAAGAAAAAAAAAAAGCGACAAGCGGUGAUAGUGAGGAAGAAAUGACAAAAACCACAGGAGUUCAUCUGUACCCAGCAAUAAUAAACAAGUGAUCCUAGGUCUUUCCUCACAGGAUCUGAAUGGUAAUAUUGGAAACAUGUUUACAGUCCCAGUGUUGCUGGAGCUUGAAACAGAAGCCUGGCGUUGUGACGCAGCGUAGAGAGAGAUCCUGAGCCCUUUUAUUCACCCACCAGCCUUACCGCAUCUUGUUGCACUGAUGCACCGCAACCUGAAACACACGCUGAUCAUGAAAAACCAUGAGCCACGACACUGCACCCUGAAGGAGAAAAGAGGCAAAUGAAAGGCUUCCAGAGAAAUGUGAAAGAAGAUUGUAAGUUGUGUCUAUUGAGUUGUCCCAACGUCAUCGCCCCAAAACCUACACAAUUGGCAUUUUUAUUUUAUUUUAUUUUUUAAAGAUGUAUUCCACCACAGAUUUUAUACAAACAUAGCGUGGCUGUACAAAUGAAGGUUCAAGAGAAAAUAUUCAUAGUUCUAUCAUACCUCAACAAUAAAUCUACAUUUAGACAAUA